GCAACAUCUACUUCUCGGACAAUACCCUGCACCACAUCGCUGUUUGCUCCAAUGAUGGCCUCUAUUGCACUGUGCUCGUCACUAUGGAUGUACAUCAGCCGCGUGGCGUUGCGCUCUGGCCGCAGCGUGGUCAAAUGUUCUGGACGGAUUGGGGCGUGAAACCGAUGAUUGCGCGGGCAUCUAUGGAUGGCAGAAACUCGUUGCCAUUGGUUACCGACGACAUACACUGGCCUAAUGGUAUUGCCUUGGAUAUGCACAAUGACCGCAUCUAUUGGGUUGAUGCCAAGUUGGCGACCAUGGAAAGCAUACGACCCGAUGGCACUGAUCGACGUCGCAUACUCGACGGUAUAAUGAAACAUCCCUACGGCUUAGCCAUCUUUGAAGAUAACAUCUACUGGUCCGAUUGGGGCACAAAGAGUGUACAUAAGUGCAAUAAAUUCACGGGGAAGGGCCAUCAAGUAGUCACUAAAGAUCGCACCAUCUACGCUGUGCAUAUCUAUCACUCCGCUAAGCAGCCUAAGACUAAUCACGCGUGCAUGCGCAUGCGUUGUUCACACCUUUGUUUGCUCACCGAAAACAAUAGUUCCACUUGCGCUUGUCCUGAUGGCAUGCAGCUGGACGCCAAUCGUUCGCGUUGCGUGAAGACACACAAAAAACAGCGACUCUUCAUUGCUUUAAAGAAUUCACUGCUCGAGAUGGAGCACACAAAGUUUGGGCGGCAUACCAUCCUGGAGAUGCAUCAGCUGCCGCUUUACAUCAGCGAAAUGGCUUACAAUAAUGUAAAUGAAAAGGUGAUCAUUGCCGAUAAUGUGCAACGCACGAUCUUUCAGUACGAUAUGCUGACCAACAACAUAUCGGUGUUGGCACGCGAGAACAUCGGCAAUAUAACGGCCAUCGCAUUUGAUCACCUAGCGCACAAUGUUUACUGGACCGAUGCGGAACGGCAUGUGGUGGAGGUGUACUCCAUGCAGACGCGACAACGCGCUUUGGUCAACUUCUUCGCUGGGAUGGAGGUGCCAAUAGCGCUCGCUGUGAUACCAGAAGAUGGUGUAAUGUUUGUGGCGCUACGUACACGCAAGUACGUCCACAUAGACCAGCUACCACUUAGCGGCCGCGGACCACACUCGCACGCUUUUGAGGACGAGCUCGGCGAUGACGACAUCCGAUUUGUCACUGACUUCGAGAUGAAAACUCUUUACUGGUCCGAUAGCGAACUUGACCGCAUCUCCUUCACCGACUAUCGUAAUCUACACGAUUUCACUUUCCGUACACGCCUUAAGCGGCCGUACUCACUGGCACUGGUCGAAGACGAUAUCUUCUGGACGCAACUUCGUUCCUCCGCCAUUCACUGGACGCACAAGAACAAUUUGGGCACAGUGAAGCGCGUAGAAAUACAAGUCGCGCAGCCAGCGUUCGCACACGCUUUACCCGCACGCAUUCCACUAUUGGCCAGCCAGCCAGUCUCCACCGAAGAUCAUCCCUGCCAGCAUGGAAAUGGUGGUUGUUCGCAUGUUUGUGUGACGGUUACAAAAUCAGUCAGCGCCUGUUUAUGCCCUGCGGGUCUAGUCUUUCGUGAUAUGACCAAUAGUACUUGCAUCGAAGCGAUAGACUGUGAGUUUCGUUGCCGUUCAGGUGAGUGUCUGACACAAUCGCGACGCUGCAAUGGUCGCAGAGACUGCCCCGAUGGUUCGGAUGAGUUGGGUUGCGAUCCGGCUAGCGUCAAGCUGCACAAAGUUGUGUGUGCUAUUGGCGAGUAUGCGUGUCACGAUGCAACACAGUGCGUAAAAAUGGAGCAGCGCUGCGAUGAAAAUAAGAAUUGUCGCGAUGGCUCGGAUGAGACACACUGCGAGAAAUUUGAUAAGGAUAAGCGCUGCCACAUGCAUCAACAUGCCUGCGACAAUGGCAACUGUGUGGAUUUGAGUGUCUUGUGUGAUGGCGUAGAUGAUUGCGGUGAUCGCUCGGAUGAAGCCCAUUGUAAAUCGAAUCAUGAUCAGCAGACGGCGGAUAUGCCUGUUUGUGCAUCGGACAUGUUCCAGUGCAACACAGGUACUUGCAUCGCACAGAGCUGGGAAUGCGAUGGAAAAUUGGAUUGCACGGAUGCCUCGGACGAACACGAAAAAUGCGGCCUUAAGGAAUGCCCAACCGACAUGCACAAAUGUAUGCUUGGUCAGUGCAUUGACCGCCGUCUGGUCUGUGAUGGACACAAUGACUGCGGUGACUACUCGGACGAGCUGAAUUGCGACUUCACUACAGGAAAACAAAGAAAUCUGACCUGUGGCUCAGCCGAAAACCCAAUGUAUCGGUGUCCUAGUGAUGUUAGCAUAUGUCUGGAGUUGGGCGCACGCUGUAAUAGCACCACAGAGUGUCCGCGCGGCGAGGACGAGGAAAAGUGUGGCACGGUGUGUAGCAUCUACGAGUUUCAGUGCAAGUCUACUAAAGAAUGUAUACGCAUGGAGUUUCGGUGUGAUCGCGACAAGGAUUGCGCUGACGGUUCUGAUGAACUGAACUGUGAGCAUUACGAAAAUUCAACCACGGUCGGUAUGAUGACAACCCAGCUGAAUGAACGGCCUUGCGGACCGAACAUGUUCGACUGCAAAGAUGGACAGUGUGUGGAAAUGUCGCGUGUGUGUAAUAAUUUCGAUGACUGUGAUACGGGCGCUGAUGAGGGACCUCUCUGCGAUACCGCCUGCAGCAGUUUAUCGAAUAGACCAUUUUGUACGCACAAAUGCCGUCCAACACCUA
Molecule: messenger RNA, 2742 nt
Organism: Rhagoletis zephyria (snowberry fruit fly)
Lineage: Eukaryota; Metazoa; Arthropoda; Insecta; Diptera; Tephritidae
Product: putative vitellogenin receptor
Biological process (GO): receptor-mediated endocytosis
Cellular component (GO): plasma membrane; apical plasma membrane; signaling receptor complex
Molecular function (GO): protein binding; hormone binding
Source: RefSeq, a predicted model, not a curated record